CAGCGCACGCCUGUCACUCUUGUGCUCAGCCAUAGGCUUGAACGUGUCGUACAAUGCGAUUUAAAGUAGAUGAGUUUAGUAUAGCACCUCGUCGUAGUUAUUCUAUACGUCGGCUCUCGAAACAUACAUCCAGUAAUUAAUCUGUUAGUGACCUACAGUUGACGGUUUCUCGUCCAUCGACUGCAACUGCACUGUACAGUGACGGCUGCUGCUGUCCGCACUGUCCAUCGAAAUAAAUAACUGUAGACUAGUCGAGACAUGACAGAUCUUAUUUUUUGGGACCAGUUGCAGGCUGGCAGCUCCGAUGUGGACUGGUGUGAAGGGAACUACAUGAUUUACCCAAGUAUUGCAGAGUUUUAUAACACGAUCAGCAACAUCUUAUUUUUUGUUUUACCGCCUAUAUUAAUGUGCUUGUUCCGUCAAUAUGCAACACAUUUCAACAGUGGAAUAUAUCUCAUUUGGAUUCUGCUGGUUGUUGUUGGUAUUGGCUCCACAUACUUCCAUGCCACCCUGAGCUUCCUGGGUCAGAUGCUGGAUGAGCUGGCUAUCCUGUGGGUGCUGAUGUGUGCCAUCGCCAUGUGGUUUCCUAAGAGAUACCUCCCUAGAAUGUUCCGGAAGGACAGGACAAGGUUCAAAGUGGUGAUAGGAAUCUUGUCUGGGAUCACCACUGGUCUGGCCUUCGUUAAGCCUAUUGUCAACUCAGUGUCACUUAUGACUCUGGGCAUCCCCUGUACUGUUCUGCUCAUCACUGAGCUUAGAAGGUGUGACAACCCGCGUGUCUUCAAGCUGGGUCUGAUCUCAGGCAUCUGGUGGGCGCUGGCUCUGCUCUGCUGGAUCAGCGACAGGAUCUUCUGUGAGAUGUGGUCCUACGUCAACUUCCCCUACCUGCACUGCGCUUGGCACAUCCUCAUCUGCCUGGCGUCCUACCUGGGCUGUGUGUGUUUUGCCUACUUUGACGUGGCGACCGAGGCACCAGAGCGGGGUCCCGUCAUCAUGUUCUGGCCCAACGAAAGAUGGGCCUUCAUCGGGGUGCCCUACAUCACCCUGCUGUGUGUCAACAAGAAGUCUUCAGUCAAGGUCACAUAGGUCUUGUUCCUGCUGCCCGUGCUUUCCACAUCCAAUCUUCCCUCAAGUGCAGGUGUCUGCUUGGUGUGUGCCCAAAGCAUGGCCGGGUGGGGUUUUUACAUUGGUGGAGUUGGUUGUUCAGGGUUUCUCUAAAUGAAGUAUGAAUCAAAAGUGGGGGCGGGCGAGUCUCCAGACGACAUUCCCUUUUCUUCUCUCUUCCAUCCAUUACGAGACAGAUUCAGGGUUAAGGUUUACACAUCUAGACCUCUUUACAAUAUGCGUCUGCCCAGGGGACUCAGAUGCAACCCCCGCGGGGCCUUGAGGGCCCAAAGAUCCUGCCAGAAUGGGGUUUGAAUCAGCACGGUGCAUCAUGCAGGCGUUAUGCCAGGCAGUUUCAAGGGGUGAUUAACACUUGUAUUUUGAAAACAUUUAUACAUCACUCGUAUCAGUGUUAAAUUGGCUAAAUUGGUGCUUUUGCAAUGACUGAUAAUGGGUCUUUCAAUAAAGAACCUCCUCAGAUGGCUUCACACGUCCUUAUAAACAUAUUUGAAAUGUCCAGUGUGGGGAAGUGUAGGUACUCAGCUAGGCCAUUGUGAAAUUAUGUCAAACAAAGCAAUGAGGCACUGAGAUAUACAAAUAAGAUUAUGAAAGCUAAGCUCUUAACCUCAUGCCUAGUUUUACAAUGCCCUAAACAAAUGAUGGACAAGCUAUUUUGAAUAUGUUUGUAAGGAAACUACUAAACACUAAUAAAAAAAGGUCAUUUCUAACUACCUGAAUAGGCUUCAUCGAUCCAAAUGACCAGAAUUUGCAAAACAGAGUUCUUGGUCCUGGCUUUUGUGCUCUAUUUCGUUUACAGCACACCUAAAUAAUUUUAAGGACAGUGUUAUAAAAGCACUUUGAGAGAAUGUCUGUAAAGUAUUACUUCAGUUAUCUUCUCAUAUUUGUAUUGAGUUUAGAGUCUUUGUGUAUGUCCUCCAAAUGUAAAGGGAAAAAUGUGUACAAAUAUAUUAGGGACAUCAAGAUGUAGAUUCUCAAGGGCACAGGUACCGGGUUGAGCUGGAGAACAGUUUAUUGAAGGGUGGUUUGAUUCCCAGCUAAUCAUGACAGUAAAUUAUAACCAAUUACAUAUAUAUUUUAUGUGAAAGGCAUGAUGAGUAAAUAGGUGAAAUGUAUGUUUCUUCUGUUGGUGUCAUCUUCUAUGUUAUUUGAUGACAGUGUAAUUGCCAUGCGUGGUUAAGUCAUCCCCAUGUUGGGAGACUGGAAUGUUCUGUGGUUGUCACUCUCUGUGGCCUGGUUCUUAAAGUUGCACAUAAACACAGUUUUAUUAGGAAAACAAACAAAAACCAAAGUAUUUCAACAUGAUGACAUGAUUCAAUACUUGUCAUUCUACGUCUACUAUCAGACAUCCUCUGGUGACUGAUGUUUAAUAACUGACAUGUAUCGGGGUUUUGAGGCAGAUGUCAGACAUCACUAUUCCCAGUUAAGUCAUGGUUACUUGUGCCAAAAUGUUUGCAGUUUUUAUUUCUUUUUUAUGUUUUGCAUGGCAUGGUUUCUAAGUAGCGGUGUGAGUGCAGAGUUUGGUUGGUAAAGACUGUAGAAAUGACCAUAUUUUUGUGAAACUUAGUCUUUUUCCAAACACCAGGAACCUCAUUCAGUGAGAUGAUCGGUUGUCAAAGCAUGGACGGAUUGUUAAUGUUGUACUGCUUUACUGUUUGAAAGGAAAGGAUUGUCAUUGGAUGCAUUGUCAAGACACUAUCAUGUAUUAACAAAUUGCCAUUUCAUCUUAGAUUAAUACUGUUCAUGUAGAAAAUUGUUGAACUAGGGUGAGUCUUUUAGGAGUGAGAUUGUGGGUAAAAGAAGAGGACUUUAUUACACUUGGGGAAACUAAUUUGCUUGCAAGCAGUUGAGUUGCAUGGUAUAAACAUUUAAAGGCAGCACCAAAAAAACCUAAGAAACACCUGUUUCAAGACUGUCUCCAAUGAUGUGAUAUGUUUUGUAAUCUAAGGUAUUUCAUAUAGCCAAAAAAGUAUAUAUUUUUUUAAGAAAGAGUAAUGCACAACCAAAAUGUAUUAUUUUGCUGAACGCAUAUUUAACAAAGCUCCUGAGGUAUUAUUACAUUUGUACUGUCAACCAUUGUAAAAUGGGAUUCUCAAAUAGGUUUCAGGUAUUUGUAUUAGAUGUGAGGAAGAUGGAAAAGCAUCCGGGGCCAGUGUGUGACAAGCAGGGUGAGCAGCAGCCCAACAUGGUCAUCAUCACACAGAUGCUAACCUGGUGACUCCCAUCAGUGUGUCAUGCCUUCACAGCUUUGUAGCUUUGCCAAAGCGCAGCCUGCUACUCAGCACUGCUCUCGUGCACAGUCCUGAAGGCCGAGAGUCUUUAGGUGCCAGGAUGGUUUAGGAAGACAUCUCCCGAGACACUGACUCGGUUCAAAUGCACACAUCUUUGGGGAAAUCACUUAUGUGCAAAAUAAUUGGAAUGGUGAAAUCGUUAGACAAACUGACUGAUUCAUCCAAUUAUAUAUAGAUUACUGAAAACUUUGAAAGGAGACAGGAAUGAUUCAUUGCUAUAUGCUAUAUUAAACAUAAGUGUGUGUGAUGAUAGCAUUUUUUUAUCUGCAAGUUGAAAGUGAAGUCUAUUCUGUGAAGAGGUUAUUCUCAGUCUGCCUCUGCCUGCAAUGACAAUACAAACAAGUUGCACAACAAUAUUUAUUUUCAUAAUUUAUCCCGUUUUCUAGACAAAUAUUUGUAAUGUGAAACAUUUAAUAAUUUUAGUAUUUUACUUAUAUGCAAUAAAACUGCCAACAUUCAAAAUGA
Messenger RNA from Hypomesus transpacificus, 3878 nucleotides. RefSeq names its product alkaline ceramidase 2 (gene acer2). Gene Ontology annotation, molecular function: hydrolase activity, acting on carbon-nitrogen (but not peptide) bonds, in linear amides. The record is from RefSeq and is a predicted model, not a curated record. Gene Ontology annotation, biological process: ceramide metabolic process. Lineage: Eukaryota; Metazoa; Chordata; Actinopteri; Osmeriformes; Osmeridae. Gene Ontology annotation, cellular component: membrane. Bases 259 to 1086 code for a protein of 275 amino acids. The transcript is spliced from 6 exons.